AUGACGCAGCUGGUGCAGAACGCGACGGACGAGCCGUGGAUAAAACCGGAGGACCACCCCCACACGGACUCUCUCCGUGACCCCCACUGGAACCUCACGGUCAACGGUUCCCUGAUCAUGGGUCUGCUGCUGAGGGUGACCUCGGGGAACCAGAGUUCGGUUCCCGUGACGUCACUGGAGCCAGAGGAUUACAGCUACGAUUACGAGGAUUCGGUGUCCAACAUUCCCCUGGACGCGCUCAUCCCCAACGCCAUUGGGUACGGGGUGACCCUCGUGGUGGGACUGACGGGGAACCUCUUGGUGAUUAUCUCCGUGGCCAGGUACCGCCGGAUGCACAACGUCACCAAUAUCUUCCUGCUGAGUCUGGCCACUGCUGAUCUUCUUCUGGUCUCCAUGUGUGUGCCUGUCAAGUUUGCCAGAUUUUUCACCUUCACCUGGCAAUAUGGCGAGGUGCUGUGCAAGUCUGUCCACUACAUGCAGAACCUGACCAUUAUAUGUUCGGUGCUUAACCUAACAGGGUUAAGCUUAGAAAGGUAUUAUGCGAUCUUACACCCAAUGCGAGCUAAGUACACGUGCACGGUGAGCAUGGCACGGCGGUUUGUGGUACUAAUCUGGACCAUGAGUGUCAUCAUGGCGGUUCCUAUCUUGGUCGGACAG
Molecule: messenger RNA, 657 nt
Organism: Physella acuta
Lineage: Eukaryota; Metazoa; Mollusca; Gastropoda; Physidae
Product: QRFP-like peptide receptor
Biological process (GO): G protein-coupled receptor signaling pathway
Cellular component (GO): plasma membrane
Molecular function (GO): G protein-coupled receptor activity
Source: RefSeq, a predicted model, not a curated record